UUUUGGUAGGUUACCAAGGUGCCAAAUUUCAAACUAUGUUGUUAGAAGGAUAGACCUAGGUUUGGAGUUAUUUUGUUUGUAAGAUUAAGUAGUACAAAGUUAAUGGGGAAGAAGGCCAAAGGAGCUGGUAAAAAGAAGCAAGCAAAGGAGGAUAAAGAAGUUUUACCAGAAGUUGAUAAAGAAUUUUAUGAAAUUCAAAUAACUGACUUAAACCAAAAAUUAGCCAGAUUACGCUCCCGUUGUAAUGAAGUUGAAUCUGAAAAUGAAGAGGUCAAGAAAAAUCUACAGAAGCUCGAUGAAGACAGGGCAGACAUCAUUGCACACCUCAAACGCACACUACAGGCCAAAGCAGAUGAAAUCGCAGAGCUACAAGAACGAUUGGUGGCUCUUCAGCAGGCUCGAGAAACAGAACGUGCUAUGUUCUUGGAGAAGAUCAAAACAAUGGAACAUGAUUUCAAAAGCAUGCAUGAACAGCUUAACUCUGAAAUCAAACUCCUGAAUGGUAAAUUAAACUCAUUAGAAGAAUUUAGAAGAGAAAGAGAAGAUUUAAUGAACAAGUUCUUGAAACAAGAGGAAGCUAUGGAAGAACAAGAGAAAAUACAUAAAGUUCAACUUUAUGAAGUAGAGAGAAAGUUUAUCAUAGGAAAAGAUGAGUUAAAAAAGGAUAUGGAAAGCAAGCUUCUUCAGCUGUCACUGGACUUCCAAAAUACAACGGAUAUUCGUAUUGCCACAACUACACACCGUGUCAUCAGAGAGAAUGUUGCUAUCAAUAAUGAGAUAAACUUACUUAUGGAGUCUUGGAAAUUUCUUCAUGAUGAAAACCAAAACUUAAAAAGUAAAGAAAAGGAGUUCAAGAUUGAAGCUGAAAUUCAGCGAGAAGAGAACAAAGUUCUUCUCAAGAAAAAUGCAGUUCAGAACAAGAUUAUUGAUAAAAUCUCUAAGCUCCACAACAAUGUUAAGGAGUCUUUCAGAGAGAUGGAGCAAGUGCAACGAGCCAAUGCUACGCUGGAACACCGCUUGGAGCGGGCUACAGCCGCCUUGCAUACAGAGCAGCAUGAGAGUCAACAGUUGCGACAACUGCUGCACUCACGCCAGGUACAGGAGUGCCAACACGAGGUGGAGUUGUACGAGUUGCGACAACACUGCUCCCACCUGGAGCACGCUGUCAACACUGCGGCUCAAGCUGUCAGACUGGCUCUCAAGGUUCAAGACGACCCAAACGAAGAUGAAUCAUACAACCUUAUACAAAGAGAAUCACUACUUACAACUCUGCUGGAGCUGUUUGGCGAGACUACUCUCAAGAAACUGGAUUCCCCCAAAAGUAUACCCUCGAGAGAAACCAUUUUAUUAAGUGACACAAUAACAGCUUAUAAAUCUGGGGAUUUAGGAUUAGUGUGCAAGACUGGAGAUUCCGAGGAACUGUUGCCUAGGGAAAGUACAGAAACAUUAAAAUCAUCGUCCAAGAGUAAAUAGGUAACAUUAUAUUCAAUUGUAUUGAAGGAAAAACUAGGUUUGGUAAUAGUUUGAAAUUCUAGAUUCUAGAGAUUUGAAACCAUUUGCAAUGAAAGAUCUAAAUUAUUAGCAAUUCCAAAACAGUGAUUUAAUAUCAUUGGUGUAUAAUUAGUCUAAUUGAUUUUCUGUUAAUUGCAUUACUAAACAAGUUAUCCAAUUAAGUUGGCUAUAUUUGAAAUAAAAUGAAUGGUGUAAAUAUGUGACAUAAAUACAUGCUUCACCACAAAACUGGUUUUGUUUCUUAGCAAUUUUAGCAUGAACAAAAAAUUAAACUUUUAAUCAUAUGACUUGUGUGUAUAAU
Macrosteles quadrilineatus (aster leafhopper) is the source of this 1813-nucleotide messenger RNA. RefSeq names its product cilia- and flagella-associated protein 157-like. Lineage: Eukaryota; Metazoa; Arthropoda; Insecta; Hemiptera; Cicadellidae. The record is from RefSeq and is a predicted model, not a curated record. The transcript is spliced from 10 exons. Gene Ontology annotation, molecular function: microtubule binding. Gene Ontology annotation, cellular component: ciliary basal body; cilium. Bases 103 to 1473 code for a protein of 456 amino acids.